Messenger RNA from Echinococcus granulosus, 150 nucleotides. RefSeq lists its product as hypothetical. Lineage: Eukaryota; Metazoa; Platyhelminthes; Cestoda; Cyclophyllidea; Taeniidae. The record is from RefSeq and is a predicted model, not a curated record. The transcript is spliced from 2 exons. The coding region runs from base 1 to 150 and encodes 49 amino acids.
AUGCUUCCGCUGGUCGGCAUGGCCUCCGGGUCCUGCCAGGAACACCCCAAUCCCUCUCCUGCCUCGAAGACACCGCUGAGUCACCGUGCCCCGCUUGCUUGCGUGCUGCCGCCGCCACCGCCGCCGUCGGGCCAUGAGACGGCGGAUUAG